CCUGUCAUUUGUGGUUUGAGGGGCUGUGCGCGCGCAUCUCCUGCAUUAUGGCCGCAUGUAGCCGCUUGUCAAGUUUGGGGAUUCGAGUUUUGGCGCAGCGUGUCCCAUGGCAGGGGCGUUGCUGUUUACAGGAGACGGCUCAGCUUGUAGGAGUACGCAGGCAAGUCGCUUGUCGCUUCCUUGCGCAACUAACUCCGAGAAACAACAUUAAAUUUAAGCUGGAUGAGAAGACGGCACAUAGCAGUCUUGAACUCUUCAAGAAAGAUACAGGAGUGUUAUACUACAUGCUGGGCGUGGAUCCAACGAAGGUGCCUGCUAACCCAGAGCGUUUUCGUGAAUGGGCAGUAGUUUUUGGUGACACAGCUAUUACAACAGGCCGUCACUACUGGGAGGUAUCGGUUUGCAAGUCUCAAGCAUUUCGUAUUGGAGUUGCAGAUUCUGACAUGUCUAGAGAGGACUGUAUUGGAACUAAUAAUAGCUCUUGGGUUUUCGGCUAUACACACCGAAAAUGGUAUGCAAUGACAACUAAUGAGAUGGUACCUGUUUCCUUGGUUGGAAAGCCUGACAGGGUUGGGCUCCUUUUGGACUAUGAAGGACAAAAAUUAGCACUAGUGGACCCAGAAAAGCAAUCCAUUAUCUAUGUUAUGAAUACAAAUUUCAAAACCCCACUUUGUCCUGCUUUUGCACUUUGGGAUGGAGAGCUGGUAACUCACUCUGAACUGCAAAUACCUGAUAGCUUUUAAAACCUUGAAACUUAAAUUCUAUAACACGUCAGUGAAUUGUUUUUUUUUUUUUUUUUUUUUUUAAACUUUGCUGUGUUUAUACUUGAUUUUGAUUAUGUGUAGUCAGCCUUGACGGGUGUCAUUUAAACAAGGAAGCAUCUUCCCAAAGUAUCGUUUACAACACUUUUUUAGAUUCAAAUGAAGUUUGUGUAAAAUGCAGUUGUAUCUGAGUUAAGCAACCUGGGUUUAGUAAAUUGGAAUAAAAUACUUUCUAAUUGCCUUUAUAAGUGACAUAUGAAAAACUAAAGCAAAUAAUAAUAAUCAGGGAGAACAGGUUUUGAGUGCUAAUUGAACACCGUUGGGUGAUUCAAACAAGAUGAGCUCAAACGGCUUACAGAAAUCAAGCUAUUUGUACUAUAAAGAUAUACACUAUAGGCAGCAAGGUGCUGUGAAAUACAUUUAUAUUACUUGCGUUGGUUGAUUUUCAGUAAUAAAGGAAACCGGAUGGAUGUGAAUAAAAUAUCAGUUGUGGUGUUCUCCUGGUGGGAUACAUUAGUUUAAGGAAAUGGUGAGAACCUCUCACAUUUAUGUAGGCCAAUGCUGUAUAAUGGUAGUCCUCUUCAGAUGAAGUACUGCUGUAAACUUAAGGUGUAUUUGCAGCGGCCUUCCAAUGCAGAUUGUAGUUAACCCUUUAAUCCCCUUCUGAAUCUGUCUGGUUAAUGUUGCACUUUACUGAAGUUACAGUGCUAGAGCAGCAGGUUAUAAGGCAUACAAGUGAUAUCGCAUGAUUUACUGAUUAUUGUAGCCAUAUUUUCAAAAUGUUUUGUAUUUAUAAAAUGAAAACAAACCUAUAGGGAUAGAUUUAAGUCCAUUAUAAAUGUGGAUAUUAAAUUUUAUUCACAAUUUU
Messenger RNA from Erpetoichthys calabaricus (reedfish), 1629 nucleotides. RefSeq names its product SPRY domain containing 4 (gene spryd4). The transcript has 2 exons. Gene Ontology annotation, molecular function: protein binding. Lineage: Eukaryota; Metazoa; Chordata; Cladistia; Polypteriformes; Polypteridae. The record is from RefSeq and is a predicted model, not a curated record. The coding region runs from base 48 to 743 and encodes 231 amino acids.